UGUCAGACUAUAGGACACAGUUACACAUUUAUUUGUCAACUACCAAUAUAAUACAAUUACAAUCUCAUACAUUGGCAUGUUUGGUUUAAUUAUUUGAUUUUAGCCAUUUUCUCUGUAGCUCUAUUUAGUUGGUAUUAAACUACACAUGAUGUUAGUUUACUUUAGUAAAAACUUCCAUUUUUAUUUCCUUAACUAGUUUCUUAAGAAUCAUUUUGUUACGAAUAAUUUUGCUCCGUGCUCAUGCCAUCCUUGUCGCAUUGUGUAAGAGACAUGGGCUCAAGGCAUGUGAGUCGGGUCUCAACAGAUGGACACAGGAGGUCAGUCCGCAGCUCUGUGCCCGCUUCACAAGUAGGGAAGCUUGGCUUUAGCGUGUAGGGGGGAGGAGUCAGAGGACAGAGCAUUCAACCACCCGUGCAGCCCACACAAGCGCUCCAGACGUCCACGCUCGGACACGUCUCGUAUCCAGCCUGUACCUCUGCGGUUUUAGGAUGUAAACUCUCCCCACCUGUUUUUGAAAGCUCUGUGUGGGGUGAUGCUGAAUCUAGAACGUAUGAAGACCCCCCUGAGCCCCACCCAGCUGGUCGCAAACGGACAUCUGUGCUUCCUACCGAACUGCGUGGAGGUUAAAGAACCCAGUAAUGCCAGCAGAGAUAUGCAGUUGCAACAAGAGAGGAAGAAACUGCUCUACUCCCUGUGCGAAGUCUGCAACAUCCAACUCCACUCGGCCGCCCAGGCCCAGGUCCACUAUAACGGCAAGUCUCACCUCAAGAGGGUUAAACAGCUAAAUAAUGGAGAGAUGCCCAAGGCGAGCGUCAGCACGGUUCCCUCUCCUCUACACUCUCUCACCAGCAACGGCAGUCAAGGAAGUUCCUGUCAUAGCAACACGCUCCCUACAUUGGUUCGGACUUCUUCUCUAAUGAUGCAGUCCACUCUGGAUAUGAAGUCUUUCAUGACCUUCCCCAUGGAGAGCUCCUCUCCGGUCGGCCUGUUCCCCAAUUUCAAUACGAUGGACCCUGUCCAGAAAGCGGUAAUCAACCACACAUUUGGAGUCUCCAUCCCUCCCAAGAAAAAGCAAGUUAUUUCGUGCAACAUCUGUCAGCUCCGCUUUAAUUCAGAUAGCCAAGCCGAGGCGCACUACAAAGGCAGUAAACAUGCCAAGAAGCUCAAAGCGCAGGAGACCACGAAAAAUAAGCCGAAAAGUGCUGCCGCCCAGGACUGCGGCGCUAAGACAGUCAGCAUCUCCACCACCACCGAUACCACCUCCUGCAGUUCUGUCACUGCCAGCUGCCCUGACCAACCAGAAAAAAGCUCAGAGCCCCCGGCUAUGCACAAAAGUCCCGUUUCCCCGCAGGUCCUCGUGCCCGCCCCUACCCCGCCUCCGGUGCCGUUAAUGCCCAGCCCUUGCAAGGCGGCACCCGCGCACGCCAGCCCACCCAGUGAGCCUUCAGGGCACGCGGCAGCCCUUACGAACACCCCCAAACCUGCAGCCGUGCCAACGGCUCAAGCGGAGACCAGCGGGGAGUCUGAAGAAGAGAAAGCCAAGAAGCUGCUGUACUGUUCGCUGUGCAAAGUAGCUGUCAACUCUCUCUCACAGCUGGAGGCGCACAACACAGGUUCAAAGCACAAAACUAUGUUGGAGGCGAGAAAUGGAGCAGGUCCCAUUAAAGCGUACCCCAGACCCGGGUCCAAACUCAAAGUUCAAGCCACACAACUCAACAAAGGCUCAGGCUUACAGAACAAAACCUUUCAUUGUGAAAUCUGUGAUGUCCACGUCAACUCAGAGAUUCAACUUAAACAGCAUAUCUCCAGUAGGCGGCACAAGGACAGAGUGGCAGGCAAACCGACGAAACCCAAAUACAGCCCUUACAACAAGCAGCAGCGCAGCACCAACACGCUGGCAGCAAAACUAGCCUUGCAGAACGACUUGGUAAAGCCCCUUACACAAGCUUUCCUGUCCACACCGUUCUCAGCCACCACAGUCCCCUCCAUCUCCCUCCACCCGCGUCCCAGCACCUCCAUUUUUCAGGCGGCCACGUUUCCUCCCUCGUUUCUCCGGGCCGCACCGGGUCCCAUCCGACGCACCGCAGGCUCCAUCCUGUUCGCGCCUUACUGAGCCCUCAGGCACGGACGAGACCGCCGGGGCGGAGGAGCUGUUCGUCUCAAACUAUGCCACGCUACGUGCUGUUCUUCUGGAAACAAUGGUGUAUUUAUUGAAACCUUAACUCUCCUCACCGUGGAAAACCCAGGAAGGAUGUCGUCUCUGUGACGGCUGUUGCAUUUGAAACAUUGAGGGUUGAACUGCGUCCUGAAAGACUUGAAUUAUCGUGGUCUUCCUUUUCAACUGAACCAACAGCUUUGGAUGAGGCGUCGCCCAAAACGACACCAGACCUAACCAUGUAGGACAGUACGUGUUCAGUCACCGGCUUGAUGUUGUCAGGGACUCGUGCUGCAGUUUUGGCCUAUGUGCUGUCUUGUAUUGUGUAGUCGGUAAGCUCAGUCACCGGUGCAUUCGUUUCCUUUUUUUGACGUUAUCAUCCUUUUAUCUGACAGAGGAUUUUUCAUCCCCUCAUGUGUUCAGAUUCUUAUUUUCCUCAUAGAAGUAGAUUCAGUCUGUUUUUUAUCAUAAAAAUCUCUUCUCUUUAAUAGGAAACCCGUGGGCCUUUCAUCUUUCUGUGAUUUCCUUGUUUGCCAUGAGACUGUAAUAAGUUGCAGCUCUCUGAUGAUGCAAUAAUGUAUAGAUCAUUAAAUAUUGAUAUUCGUCAUAGUGUAUUUAUUUACCUACCCGGUUGCAAUACUAGUAGAGUUUUAUGAGCUGGAAGAGGUACUCAGAGAAUUAGGUACGUCAUUUGCUACGUUAUUUUUAGAGACUGAACCAGAAAAAUUUCCAUUCACUGAGAAUUCUUUAUUUGGCUGUGGAAUUUCCUGCUCCAUAGUAUAUACUGUAUGUAUGUAUGUAUGAGAGUCUGUACAUAAAGAUACUACAUUUUCAAUAAAAUAAUAUAUUUAAAUGAUUUCUGACAUGAUGAGGACAUCCU
Messenger RNA from Triplophysa rosa, 3035 nucleotides. It is a transcript of the gene znf385b, whose product is annotated as zinc finger protein 385B. The record is from RefSeq and is a predicted model, not a curated record. The transcript has 9 exons. Gene Ontology annotation, molecular function: zinc ion binding; nucleic acid binding. Lineage: Eukaryota; Metazoa; Chordata; Actinopteri; Cypriniformes; Nemacheilidae. The coding region runs from base 533 to 2113 and encodes 526 amino acids. Gene Ontology annotation, cellular component: nucleus.